AUGACCAACACUACGGUCAGCCCUCCACCAGGGGAAUGGCAAUCUCCACAGCUAUCUAGCCGCCGGGAGGCUGUGGUAGACCACGAUCACGACCCAGCUCUGUCGGAAACCACACCACUACUUGCACACAGACACGAAGGCCUACAGGAGGACGAAGAUGAUUUUAUAGACUCGAUAUCUCGGCAGAAGAACCGUGGGCUGCGAUGGCCUACGGUGAUCGCACUCGUCGUUCUCUGUCUCUCAGUCAUUGCCAUUCUAAUUCUGAGAUUUGCCGCGCCAUCAAUGAUGAAACAAUAUGCCCAAGAAGCCACAGUUUUCAAGCCAACCGGACUGUCCAUCACAACUUUUACUCCCUCUGGUAUAAAAACGAGGGUGCGUGGUACCGUUGUUUUGGACGCAUCUCGUGUGAAAAACCCAACUGUCCGAGACCUUGGCAGAUUUGGAACAUGGAUAGGGCACGAGGUCGAAUCUGAAAAAUCAGAGGUGGACAUAUAUCUUCCAGAGUAUGAAGAUGCUCUGCUAGCCACUGUUUCUCUCCCUCCGAUCAAAAUUAAUAUUCGGAAUGGAUAUCUUAAUGAGAUCGACUUUAUCGCAGAGAUUGCAACGGGUAAUCCCGAUGGAAUCAAAGGGGCCGUCAGUGACUUGAUUGAGGGCAAUAUUGCCCAAUUGAGCCUUAAAGGAAUGGCGAGGGUCCCGUUGAAAUCUGGUCUUUUGUAUCUGGGGUCACAAUAUAUAACAGAGACUGUGGUGCUGCGAGGUCUGGUGGCCCUUCCCCCCUACCGCUUUUUGAUAUUCCCUCGUUCUCAUUUUCAUGCUUCCUUCAAGGACUCAAGGACAUAA
This is a messenger RNA of Trichophyton rubrum CBS 118892, 840 nucleotides long. RefSeq lists its product as uncharacterized. Bases 1 to 840 code for a protein of 279 amino acids. Gene Ontology annotation, cellular component: fungal-type vacuole membrane. Lineage: Eukaryota; Fungi; Ascomycota; Eurotiomycetes; Onygenales; Arthrodermataceae. The record is from RefSeq and is a predicted model, not a curated record. The transcript has a single exon.